Messenger RNA from Pieris rapae (cabbage white), 3023 nucleotides. It is a transcript of the gene MetRS-m, whose product is annotated as methionine--tRNA ligase, mitochondrial. Gene Ontology annotation, molecular function: ATP binding; methionine-tRNA ligase activity. The record is from RefSeq and is a predicted model, not a curated record. The transcript is spliced from 11 exons. Lineage: Eukaryota; Metazoa; Arthropoda; Insecta; Lepidoptera; Pieridae. Gene Ontology annotation, biological process: methionyl-tRNA aminoacylation. The coding region runs from base 347 to 2017 and encodes 556 amino acids.
UCGCCAAAGGGCUUAGUUAAGAUGCCUUGGAUCAACUGAACAACUGUGUAAAAUUUCAUACAAAUUUAGUUUUCGAUUGUCUACAUACACAUUUUGAAAUUAGGCGUUUAAAGUUAUCCAAAUCAGUUGAUUUAAGUUUAGCGGUAUUUUAUUUUAAAUGUUGGUGGCCCUGGAUUUCAAUUUUCACUACAUACUUGAUACUACUUAUUGGUCUGUGAAUUUUCCUUUUUGUUUUUGUAAAAUAAAUAAAUUCGGUUUGAGACUGAAUAAUAAAAUCAAUCAAAACUUUAGAAAUGCCCUAUUUUAUGAAAAAUAUAUAGUAUUAUUUGAUUAAUAAGAAAUUAGAAUGCGUCUCACGACUCGUUUCUUGUCUUCAGUCAUUCAGAAAAGGCCAUUUUAUAUAACAACCCCAAUAUUUUAUGUUAAUGCUGCACCUCAUUUAGGACAUUUAUACAGUGCAGUUGUGGCAGAUGCAAUACAACGCUUUGAAAAAUUAACAAAUCCUGACACAAAUGUGAUCUUUAGUACUGGCACAGAUGAACAUGGUACUAAGAUCCAGCAGGCUGCGGCUAAAGUGAACCUCUCUCUACCAGACUACUGUACAGCUAUAUCUCAGGAAUAUAGAGAUUUAUUUAAAGAUUUUCAUGUUGAGUUUACUGAUUUUGUACGAACUACAGAAGAGAGGCAUAAAAAUGCUGUGAGGCACUUUUGGAAAAAAUUAGUUAAAAAAGACUAUAUAUACAAAGCCAAGUAUUCAGGAUGGUACAGUGUGAAUGAUGAGGCAUUUGUGCCUGAUGCUCAGAUUAGAGUUGAUGACACACCUGAUGGCAAGGUUAGAGUGUCAGUAGAAUCAGGACACAAAUUAGAAUGGACAGAGGAGACAAACUAUAUGUUUAGACUGAGUGCAUUCAAGCAGCAUCUCAGAGAAUGGCUUCAGACAGAUGGUGUUGUGACACCUAGCAAAUUUCAAAAGCAGUUGCAAGAAAUGGUAGAAAACGAUGUUUAUCUACCCGAUAUUUCUGUCAGUAGACCGGCAUCUAGGGUGCAUUGGGCUAUACGAGUGCCGGAUGAUGAAGAACAAAGUAUAUACGUGUGGCUCGACGCACUGAUAAACUACCUUACGGUGUGCGGAUACCCUGAUGAUGACCACAUGAAGGACAGGGGCAGACCCUGGCCUGCAGAUGUACAAGUUGUCGGAAAGGAUAUAUUGAAAUUCCACGGUAUCUACUGGCCAGCAUUCCUAAUGGCCAUCAAGUGGCAUCCGCCGCGUCAGUUGCUCUGCCAUAGUCAUUGGACGGUCGAUGGCAGUAAGAUGUCAAAAAGUCUCCACAACGUGGUAGACCCAAGGCAUACGGUUGCGUCGCAUGCCCUUAGAUAUUUAAUGUUACGGGAGGCAACAAUGGCGGAUGACGCUAAUUAUAGCGAAACAAAACUAAUCAACAUAGCGAACUCCGAGUUAGCAGAUACUCUGGGCAAUUUAGUGAGUAGAAGCUGUGGACCGGCACUGAACCCGAGGUGUGAGUUCCCCGCCUUACAUCACCAGGAAUUGGCAGAGUGUUGCCAGCUCCAAGUGACGUCACAGUUAUUAGAUGCAGUGGAAAGGUUGCCAGACAUAUGUCGGUCGCACUAUUCAAACUACCAAUUCUAUAAAGCAGUGGACGCGGUCAUACACGCCUUACAUUUAGCCAAUUUGUUCUUCGAAACUUUAAAACCCUGGGAGCUCAAGAAGAAACCGGAAAGCCAAAAACAGUUAGAUGUUGUACUCCAUUUGACACUCGAAACAUUACGUAUUUGCUCAAUUAUUUUACAGCCGAUAAUACCAGAUAUAACAAAUAAACUUUUAGAUAAAUUGCAAGUCGGGAAGAAUUUUAGGAGUUGGCAACACUGUGAGAAACCUUCUUGGCGGUUGAAGGGCGCCAUCUACGAGACGAAGAAUAUACAAUGCGGAAAGUUUGUUUUGUUUCAGCGUAUUUAUGUUGAUAAGAGUAAUGUGAAAAAGAAAAAGGCUAGUGCGUGAUAAUUGAAUUAGUAUUUUUCGACUUGACAUCGACUACAAUUAAUAACAUGUUUAUGAAAUAACGUUUUAAUGUGUGUUGAAAUACUUGAAUAAUUGUUUACGUAAGCAGAUUUAUUGCAAUUUAUCCCCCAUUGAGAUGUGAUGCGGAGUUUCUUGCCAGUUCUUCUCGCCAGCCCUUGAAAUGGCAACUGGUAUUUUGAAUAAAUAAAUGAAUAUUUAUUUGAGAUUAGAAAAAAUGCGAAAUGAUUAUAUUUAUUAUUUAGUGGCCUAUUCCAGCUUUCUACGGCUAGACAUGAUGUGUUUUUUUUAAUAUUUUGGAAAUAAGUUUAUAUUGGGGGAAAGCCUGUCAUUCUCAUGUAGAAGUUUUAAGUAGGUUCUAUAAACCUUUUCUCUUUACUAUGUUAGUAUGAAUAGUGUUAUAAUGUGCCUUAUCUGUUCUUAACAUAUGAAUUAAUUCAGUCGAAUGAGCGAUGUCACUAAAACUCAAAUAUCAACAGACUUGUUGAAUGUUUCCUUUUUUUUAAUAAACUUUUAACAUAAAACAUUACAUAAAAAAACAUACGGUUUCGGUUUUCCGUAAAUAGUUUCCUAUGUAGUUUAAAAUCCCAUGGGUAUUUUUUAAAAAUAUAGCCAUUAGGGGGAUAUAGAUAAUGUCAACAAACUCCGUGUUUAUAGCCUAUUGAUAAUAAUUAUCGUUAUGACCUUCCAAUACAUUUUUUCUAUGUACAGUGGUAAAAGUGUAGAUUAUAAAUCCCUAGACCAUAGUGUAGCUAGUCAGUUAGUGUGAAAUAUUACAAAUGUACAACAUUAUGUUCUGAAAAUCCCUACUAGCUUUUUAAUGUUACUGGGCGCACACAUUUCUUUUUGAAUGUGAAAUUUAAAAGUUGCACAUCCUUAUAAAAUGUUCAUGUAUAAAGUGUAUAGAAUAUUCUAAAUUUUACGCAAUUCUUUAUAUAAACGGACAGUUCAGAAUAUAUUAGUAAUCAAUAAAAUUAUUAUGCGAUAA